AUGAAGAUCACGGAUUGGGUCUUAACUUCCGGAGAUCAGACCCGAGUUAGUCGGAAUCUCAUCGAAAAUGUCUCGGGUUUUGGACCAACGGGUCUCACAAACCGCUGCGAUUUGGAGGAAACCAACAUCGGAUUUGGGUUCAGGGGGUCAAAAUUAAUGGAAAAGGGUGGGCGGUGUGACUGGGAACUAGCCGACAUUGGGGUUUCCGAAGAGCCACCGUGGUCACCGAAAACCGUCACCCCCAGCGGCACGUCCAGUGGCUACUGGAUGAUAUUUUUGGAAGAAAGCUUGAUAUCUAUCAAGGGGAUAUUGUUUUACAAUAGAUUAUAUCAACUCAGGGGAAUUUGUGAAGACGAAGUCAUGAAGUUGAAGAGGUUGAGAGUAUUAAGCUUCCGCUUAUGUCGUAAUUUUAUGGAAUUGUCUAAAUCAAUUGGUGAACUAAAGCAUCUUCGUUAUCUUGACCUCUCUCACACUGCGAUUAUAAGAUUGCCUGAAUCUAUAACAAAUUUGUACAACUUAGCGGCAUUAAAUGUGUCAUUUUGUUAUAAGCUAACAGAGUUGCCUAAAGAUAUGUAUCAUCUCGUUAGCUUGCAGCUUCUUGUUAUACUUUAUACCAAUAUAGUAGAGAUGUCAAUAGGGGCCAACGAUGCAUUAGAAGCCAAGUUGAUGGAGAAGAAGUAUCUGGAAGAGCUGGUGUUGUGUUGGAAUCGUGAUACUAAUGAUUCAAAGCAUGAAAAAAAUGUACUUGAUAAGCUAUUUCCUAGUACAAACUUGGAGAGGCUUUCCAUCAACGAAUAUGGAGGUACGACAUUUCCAAAUUGGUUAAGAGAUGGUUCAAUAGGAGGACUUGAAGGAGUAGUGAGUCUGGAUGCUGAGUUCUAUUACGGAAUCGAGAAUAAUGGUUCUUCUAUGGGAAAGGUUUUUGCAUUGUUAGAAUUUUUUAGCUUUGAGAAGAUUUCAAACUGGGGAGAAUGGUGUAUAGAUGAGGUCAAAGAUGGUGAAGUUUUCCCUAAGCUGCAACAGCUCGAAAUAAGAGAUUGUGAUAGGCUUGAAUUGUCUCACAACUUUCCAUCUUUAACAGAGCUAAUAAUCGAUGGAGAUGAGGUUGUUAUUUCUUCAUUCCCAAGGACUCCAAUCCUUUGUGAGUUGAGGUUAGGUGGUUGGUGUGAAAAACUAAAGCUACAGGAUCUGUUCCUGCCACAAACACUGGAAACUAUUGCAAUAGGAAUUCGUUAUUGGGUUGUUGAAAUUGGCCCAAAUUUGAUAGCAAUCAGGAAUUGUGAGAAAGUAGAAUUCCCAUUGCACCAUUCACUCAGGUCAUCCAUUGAAACGGUUGAGAUAAUGAAUAGUUGUGGUUCACUUGAAUGCUUUCCUCUGGAUUUCUUUUUCAAUCUCAGGGAACUCAUAAUUGAAGGGUGUAAAAAUCUAGAAUCAUUGAUGCUCACAAAGUCAUUGGAUGACAUAAUCCCUCUGUCUCCUAACGGAGGCAUCGUUUGGGAAUCAUUUCCGGAGGAGGGGUUGUUGCCUUCCACUCUUACUGAGCUUUACAUCCUUGGAAUUGGAAGCCUUAAGAGGCUGGGGGAAGGUCUUCAACAACUCACAAAUGGUGGGUGGAGCUUUUUUGAUAGGAUCGCUACACGUGAGGUGGUAGACUCCCUGAGAGGAAACAAACUCCGCGAUAAGUUUCUCAACAGUUUGAAGACUAUACUAUCAGUUAUUAAUGCAGUACUUGAUGACAUGGAGGAGAAGCAAAUCACCAACCCGAAUAUCAAGCAGUGGCUGAACGAGCUUGAAGAUGAUUCCUAUGAUGCUGACGAUUUUUGUAGAGAUUUCUUCAGGAACAUUAAGGCCGUUGAUAAGAAACCAUCACCAAGACCACUGAACAUAUCUUUAACAGAAGAAUCCAAAGUCUAUGGUAGAGAUGAGGAUAAGGAUGCUAUAAUCAAGUUGUUGCUAACAGAUGAUGAUCAUGAGAUGCUCAAUGAUGCAGAGGAGAAGCAAAUCAUAGCCCCAUUAGUGAAGGAAUGGCUAAAUGAGCUUGAAGAUGCUGCGUAUGAUGCAGAUGAUAGAUUGGAUGAGAUUGCAACUGAUGCUUUGGAGUAUAAGUUGGAAGCUGAAUCAAAAACUGGCGCAAGGAAAAUAAGUAACAUGGAUCUCAUUGUGAAGGGUGUAAAAAUGUAG
Ziziphus jujuba (common jujube) is the source of this 2181-nucleotide messenger RNA. Its product is annotated as putative disease resistance RPP13-like protein 1. Bases 1 to 2181 code for a protein of 726 amino acids. The record is from RefSeq and is a predicted model, not a curated record. The transcript is spliced from 9 exons. NCBI's taxonomy places the organism in Eukaryota, Viridiplantae, Streptophyta, Magnoliopsida, Rosales, Rhamnaceae.